Molecule: messenger RNA, 783 nt
Organism: Phialemonium atrogriseum
Lineage: Eukaryota; Fungi; Ascomycota; Sordariomycetes; Cephalothecales; Cephalothecaceae
Exons: 4
Coding region: 431-754 (107 amino acids)
Biological process (GO): mRNA splicing, via spliceosome
Cellular component (GO): nuclear speck
Molecular function (GO): RNA binding
Source: RefSeq, a predicted model, not a curated record
UAAGAAGGCUUCUACGUUGUAUGGAACGCUCACAUAUUAUAACGUUGUUGCUCGUAAGGGAUAUCUGAAAGACUAGAACAAUCGUUUGCUCCCGAUACGACUUGUGAUCCAAAACAAAGAGCCUAAGUUACGAAGUUUCGAGUUACCUCUAGGUUAAUGGUAGAACCUACCGAGGAACCUUCCUGGCAACUACUUUUACCUAAAGGUGGCUUGUGGCGGGCAUCACGUGGCGGAAUUGGAUUCGCACUAGCAGAAGAAGUAGACGCCUUGGCGUGCCUGAGGCUGCUUCAAGCGAAAGGACUCCUCGCCCGUCAUCCCGCGCCCGUCCCACUACCCUUAUUACAAUUUCCCACUUCCAGCACAUCGAGCCCAUCGAAGCGAAACACUCCAUCGUGAGCGUGCCGAAGACAUCCGAAUUUGACAUCAAGAUAUGAAUCGCGCCGGCAAGCUUGCCCCCGAGGUAAAUCGCUACAACGUGACACCAGAGGAACUCUUCGAUCUCUUCGGCAAGUUCGGGCCCAUUCGCCAGGUCCGCCAGGGCAUCGCGACGAAUACAAAAGGCACAGCGUUUGUUGUCUAUGAAGACGUAAUGGAUGCAAAACAAGCUUGCGACAAGCUAAACGGCUUCAACUUCCAGAACCGCUACCUUGUUGUACUAUACCACCAGCCAGAGAAGAUGGUCAAGUCAAAAGAGGACUUGGAGGCCCGCAAGGAGAAUUUAGAACGCCUAAAGAGACAACAUGGUAUCGAUUGACGAUUAGACGGGCCUGCUGAUGGCCUUCA